AUGGAAAAUCGUUUGCUCUUCUUCAUCAUGAUCUUUGUCACAUGUUACUCUAUGACAACACAACAAGCUCUGAAUUCAUCUUUCACUUCCUCUGGAGUGAGAUGCCUCCCCCAAAUAAGCUAUGCUUUGUUGCAACUAAAGCAAGAGUUUGUCUUUCAAAAGCCCAAUUACAAUCAUUUUGAUGAGCCAACUCCAUUUAAUGAGACCCUUUCUUACCCAAAGAUGAGGUUUUGGAAGGAAGGAAAGGACUGCUGUGAGUGGGAUGGUGUCACGUGUAGCAGCAGAACAGGACAAGUAGUAGGGCUUGAUCUGAGUUCUAGCUGGCUUCAAGGGCCUUUGAGUUCCAAUAGCAGCCUCUUCAGCUUAAGUCAACUUCACCGGCUCAACCUUGCCUACAACAACUUCACUCUUUCCAAUAUGCCAUCAAGCUUUGCUCAGCUUUCGAGGUUAACCCAUCUCAACCUCUCUCACUCCUUUUUUUCUGGUCAAGUCCCUUCUGAAAUAGCUUUGUUGUCCAAUUUGAUGUCUCUUGAUCUCUCUUCUAAUUUUGACUAUGAUUAUGAUCGUGAGAUGGUUAUUAGCCUUUUAUAUAGCCCAACGAUAGCAUUUGCUCAAAACAUGACAAAAUUAAGAGAACUUCAUCUGAACAGUGUGAAUCUUUCUUCACUACUACCUGAAUCUAUGGCUAACCUAUCCUCCUUGACAUCUCUAUCUCUUAGAGAUUGCAAUCUGUAUGGUGAAUUUUUGCAAAACAUUUUUCAUCUACCUAAUAUUCAAGUCAUCGAUGUGUCAUCCAAUCAAAACCUCAAUGGAAUAUUACCAUAUUCCAUUGGCGAUCUCAAGUUCUUAAGUGUUUUAGAUCUCUCAAAUUGUAAUUUUUCAGGGACCAUUCCAUCUUCAGUUAAGAAUAUGUCACAUCUCUCAAGUCUUGACCUAAGUUUCAACAACUUUGAUGGUCAACUUCCACCAACUUUGCUCAUAAUGCCUUCCUUACAAUCUCUAAGUCUUUCUUUUAAUCAGUUUACAAGCCCCCUGACCAUUCCAUCUUCAGUUAAGAAUAUGUCACGUCUCCCAAGUCUUGACCUAAGUCACAACAAUUUUGAUGGUCAACUUCCACCAGCUUUGUUCAUAAUGCCUUCCUUACAAUCUCUAAGUGUUUCUUAUAAUCACUUUAAUGGCCCUCUAACCAUUCCAUCUUCAGUUAAGAAUUUAUCACAUCUUUCAUCGCUUGAAUUAAGUUCCAACAAUUUUGAUGGUCAACUUCCACCAGCUUUGUUCAUAAUGUCUUCCCUACAAUAUCUAGGGCUUGACCAUAAUCACUUUAAUGGCCCUCUAACCAUCCCAAAUGUCUCGUUAUCAUCCCAAUUGACAUACCUUAAUUUGGAUGGGAACAAGCUAACCGGAAAAAUUCCAAGGUCAAUUUUUGAAAUGCGAAAACUUGAAAAGUUGUACCUUAGUGACAAUAACUUAAGUGGCAUAGAGAUGAGCGUGUUCUCAAAGUUGAGUUCGCUUCGAAGUCUUGAUCUUUCAUAUAAUAAUCUAGUUGUAAUGGAAAACACAACAACAAAUUCCACUCUAAUCAUCAAACUUAAUUAUUUGGGUUUGGCUUCAUGCAACAUUACAGAAUUUCCCAAGUUCCUAAAAACCCAAAAUGAGCUACAAGAUUUGGAUCUCUCCAACAACAAAAUUGAAGGCAAGAUCCCCAAAUGGUUCUUUACUAUAGGGGUAGAGACCUUGGAGAUAUUAUAUCUGUAUAAAAAUUUCAUCACCGGUUGGGAACAAGUGCCGAAAGUGCUUCCGUGGAAAGCGUUGUUGAUUCUUCACUUAAGCCACAACAUGUUUCGAGACACAUUACCAGCUCCACCAUUUUCUGUAACGAGGUUUUACAUUUCGAAUAACAACAUUAGUGGGAAAAUUCAUCCAUUGUUCUGUGACUUGACUAAUCUAGAACAACUUGAUAUGUCCAAUAACAACUUAAGCGGUGAGAUUCUUCCAUGUCUUGGGAAUUUGACUUCGCUUUAUCUUUUGGACCUCUCAAAAAAUAGGCUCUCUGGUAGAAUUCCUCGAAUGGGAAACAACUCAUUGUUCUGCAAUUUAAGAAAUCUUGUUGUUCUUGAAGUCUCAAAUAAUCAAUUAAGUGGCUCUAUUCCACAAUGCUUGGGAAGUUUCAGCUACAAUCUUAAAGUGUUGAUUAUGAAAGAGAACAAUUUUAGUGCAGAAAUGCCUCAGAAAUUUGUGGAUGGGAGCAGUCUAAUUACUCUCGACCUCAGUCAAAAUCAAUUAGAAGGAAUGGUUCCACAAUCUGUAACCAAGUGCAAUGCAUUGGAAAUUCUAAAUCUCGGAUACAAUCAACUAUCUGGCACUUUCCCCUCUUGGUUACAAAAUUUGGAAAGUUUGCAAGUUCUUGUGCUGCGUUCCAACAAAUUUCAUGGUCCAAUAUGGGAUCCCAAGAAGUUUAUGGGCUUUGAGAAACUACUGAUUGCCGACCUCUCUUUCAAUAAGUUCAAUGGAACAUUGUCAUCAGAUUACUUUGCCAAUUGGAGUGCCAUUAAUACACACAAUAAUAGUGUCGAUAAGUCAAAGCCGGAGUACAUCGAUGAUGGAAGCUACUAUGAGUCGGUAACUGUGACUAAUAAAGGCUUUGAAAUGGAAUAUGUCAGGAUCUUAACCAUCUUCACCUGUGUCGACCUCUCAAACAAUAAUUUUCAUGGUGAAAUUCCAAAAUCUGUAGGGGAUCUCCGAUCAUUGAUUGUGCUGAAUCUAUCGAGUAACAAUUUUGACGGCCACAUUCCACAAUCGUUUGGGAAUCUGAAAGAAAUUGAAUCAUUGGAUCUCUCCAACAACAAGCUCUCUGGAAGAAUACCUCAGGAAUUGGCAACUCUCACAUUUCUCGAGUAUCUCAACCUUAGUAAUAACCAACUUACGGGGCCGAUACCACAAGGUGGACAGAUUAGUACAUUUCUGAAUUCUUCAUUUUAUGGAAAUGAAGAAUUAUGUGGCUUUCCAUUAUCAGAGGAAUGUGAUAGCAGUGAUGAGUCUCCAAGUACACUUGAACAUGAAUCAGAAUCUGAAUUUGAGAGUGGUUUUGGUUGGAAAGCAGUGCUUGUGGGAUAUGGAUGUGGCUUUCUUGGUGGACUGUUGGGUGGAUAUUUCUUCAUUUCGAAGAUAUAA
Humulus lupulus (European hop) is the source of this 3171-nucleotide messenger RNA. RefSeq names its product receptor-like protein 7. Gene Ontology annotation, molecular function: protein binding. The coding region runs from base 1 to 3171 and encodes 1056 amino acids. NCBI's taxonomy places the organism in Eukaryota, Viridiplantae, Streptophyta, Magnoliopsida, Rosales, Cannabaceae. The record is from RefSeq and is a predicted model, not a curated record. The transcript has a single exon.